AUGGCUGUUUUUGGCGAUGAACAGCGGAUGAUGAUGUACGGUAAUAAUAUGAUAAGUAGUGGGGCUGCAGGUGCAGCUUUCCGAAACGCAUAUGGAAUGAACGAGUGGAAUGGAUGGAAUCAGAAUAUGCCGAUGAAUCAGAACAACGCAUUGUACGAUUUUCAACAACAAAACAACAUGCAAAUGCAAUAUCCGAAUCAAUACCCCAAUGUCAAUCCCUGGGCUAAUCAACAAUUACAACAGCAACAGUGCCAGCAACAGCAAAACCUAUGGUACAAUAAUUAUCAGAAUCCAACGGCUCAGUGGGGCAGUGCGCUGAACAGCAAUGCCGCAUGGAACACGAAUCAACAGAGCCAAUGGAUGGCACCAGCACAAUCCUACGCAACAAACCUCGCUGAUCCAAAUGCUUUCAAUCGUGUUAUUCCAUCGGCCGUCUCAUCGACUGCCACUGCUAUACCCACCUCGUCACGUUCGAAUUUAGUCCUUGGCAACGGAACUUCAGGCAAUCUAUGGGAGCACGCCCAUUGGCCGUCUUCAACUUAUAUACUCGAUGCACCGCACUAUGCUGGAAUCGGUCGAUGA
Anisakis simplex (herring worm) is the source of this 582-nucleotide messenger RNA. NCBI's taxonomy places the organism in Eukaryota, Metazoa, Nematoda, Chromadorea, Rhabditida, Anisakidae. The record is from the annotation of a GenBank genome assembly.